Molecule: messenger RNA, 3164 nt
Organism: Echinops telfairi (small Madagascar hedgehog)
Lineage: Eukaryota; Metazoa; Chordata; Mammalia; Afrosoricida; Tenrecidae
Gene: JOSD1
Product: Josephin domain containing 1
Exons: 4
Coding region: 646-1254 (202 amino acids)
Biological process (GO): protein deubiquitination
Molecular function (GO): cysteine-type deubiquitinase activity
Source: RefSeq, a predicted model, not a curated record
CCGCUUUCCGACGGAGCUGCCCGGGCGAGAUGGAGCGCUGCCCCCGAGGCCCGAGCGCCGCCCGCGACCCCGCGCUGGCCGGCCCUCGCUAACCGCUCGCACUGGCCCGGGCAUCCCCGCCACCGAGGCCUGUCGCCUGGGUCAGCGGUGUUGUUGUUGGAAAGAAGUGGGAGACAAGGAGCGAUGUGACGGAUCCCGCGGGGUCCGCUGGCAUUGAGGCCUGGUUGGCAUUUGCAGAGAGGAAAACAGAGCGAGAGGACCGUGGGUUUUAGAGGAGAGGGCAGUGGGAAGGGAGAGUGCGAAAAGAGAAACAAGAGUUUGAGGCUUUCUAUUAAAUUUGUUUGCUUGUGUGUGUGGGUAGGGGUGGGGUUGGUAAACUGCAUUUUGGCUCUGCAAGCCAAAGAAGCGUUUCCCAGGGUUAUUUUUCUAUUGAGAAGAGAGAAGUGGAUUAUUACAACACCCCCACCCCCCACCCCCGUUUGAUUCCAACCUUUUUUCUCAGUGACAAAGCAUAAAUCAUGGACACCAGAGAAUAAGGUGGACCCCAGGCACCCUCCCCCAGAAAAGGCUGAGGAGAUUCCAUUCUUCCUGGGGAGGGGUGAGCGGGGUGUUGUCGACCCUCUCUGGCACUGAGAGCCACGCACCAUGAGUUGUGUGCCUUGGAAAGGAGACAAGGCCAAGUGGGAGUCGGUGGAGCUGCCCCAGGCGGCACCCCCCCAGAUCUACCAUGAGAAGCAGCGCCGAGAGCUGUGUGCCCUCCAUGCCCUUAACAACGUCUUCCAGGACGGCGCCGCCUUCACCCGGGAAACGCUGCAGGAGAUUUUCCAGAGACUGUCCCCAAACACCAUGGUGACACCUCACAAGAAGAGCAUGCUGGGAAACGGGAACUACGACGUGAACGUCAUCAUGGCGGCCCUUCAAACCAAAGGCUACGAGGCUGUGUGGUGGGAUAAGCGCAGGGAUGUCGGCGUCCUGGCUCUUACCAACGUCAUGGGCUUCAUCAUGAAUCUGCCCUCCAGCCUGUGCUGGGGUCCAGUGAAGCUGCCCCUCAAAAGGCAGCACUGGAUCUGUGUGCGCGAGGUGGGCGGGGCCUACUACAACCUUGACUCCAAACUCAAGGUGCCCGAGUGGAUCGGAGGCGAGAGUGAGCUCAGGAAAUUUCUCAAACACCAUUUGCGAGGAAAGAACUGUGAACUCCUGCUGGUGGUCCCUGAGGAGGUGGAGGCCCGUCAGAGUUGGAGGACUGAUGUGUAACCCAGCCCCACCCCGGCUUCCCUGAGCCCCAGCCCUGGAGCCGCCUUGACGGGCUGUGGCCCACACAGCGGCUCUGCCCAGACCAUGUCCCCAAACAUCUCGUCAGGUUUGGCCACCCCUUCAACCUGACAGUGCAAUAGGACAGACGUGGGGACGGUUGGAAGAACCAGCAGUGUGGCUCGUUUCUGGGAAAGGCAGGGAGGAGCUCUUUGCACUUAGGGCAAGCCAUUGAAGACCCUUGAUUUUUAAGGGAGAGGUGGGGGGGAGGGGGUGUCCCGGAUUCUUUUUCACUUUCCUGGGAGGACUUGACGCAGGUUCUGCUGGAGUGAGUGGAUCGCUGCGGCUCGUCUCAUCUGGAGAUGCUGCCUCCACUGCCCCCAUCCUGGAAAGCCGCUGGGUCUGAAGACGCGGUGCCCACAGGUGCCCACAUAGCUUGACACGGGCUCGGAGGACCGAGAGCUGUGGGGUUGCUCAGGCAACCAGAUCUCAAGCCCUAGCAGCGGGACUGCGUGCUGCCUCCACCCCCUUUUUUUUAAAUCCCUGACGCUGAAAGGUGGUUUACGGCCAUCCUUGAAGUUUUAUAAUGAAAAGUUCUGUAAUAGUCCAAGCCGGGUGGUUGAGUCCUGCAAUACUCUAGUGCGACAGGGGUGAGAUUGACCUAAGGAUAUAGCCAAGCCCGACUCGGGCAGGCCCAGGUGGCUCGUCUCAGGAGCUCUCUCGUGGUUUUGUUCCUACCAUUUCACUACAUUUCUUUAGAAGGCCCUGGGGCAGGAGACAGGCAACACAUUUUCCAGGUGACCCAUCUGUCAGACGCAGUCACCUGUCAGCCUGUGAGAGCACAUUGCACUCUGUUGGGACAGAAUUGGCGGCAAGUGUUGUGAAGAUGAGCUGCUCAGGCUCGGGUCACCGUUGGGACCAGCAGCAGAGCCUGAGUCUGUGUUGUGUGCGGUAUGCUCUAGCCCUGGGCGUGGUCGUCACCCUUCUGAGGGUUCCUUCACAACUCACAAUUGGCCCGCCUCUUGAAAUAGUUAUGGGUCCCUAGUCCUGUAACACUGGGGCACAGCUGAGGAGGAGAGAAGUACGUCCCGCCCCACAGUCUUCAGUGGCGUGGUGUCCUCAGGCAGGGAGGCUCCAGUCCUCACACAUCAGCGCUCUUGCCAGGGCUGGGAGCUGCCCCACUGGCCAGACUUCUCAGCAGAGCCAGCCAGGCUGGCACCACGGGACGAAGCCCAGGCUUCCUCCCCACUGUGACUGGAGUGCAUGUUUACACCAGCACUUGUUCUGCACACCUAUCUCCAACACAACGAGGCUGGUUUUUUACGCCGAGUAACAGAAGCCACCAGGCAGCGGCUGCAGCAUCUCCUGUGCUGUUUUCCACAACAGACCUGCUCCGGCACCACAGGGAGCUCUCUCCGCCGGGACCGGCUCUGUACAACUACAUUCCAACCAGCAUCAGCCGGAAGUGACAGCCAACCUUGCUGUCACAGGCAGGACCCUGGGUCCACUGGCAAUGGCCAUGACAGUAAGCCAUUUCUUGGGAAGAGGAGGAAGCUCUUCCCCACAUCCCUGCUGAGCCCGUUGGCAGCACUCCUAGGAGCCCUGGGCACCUGGGCCCACCAGCCAGCUGGGCUAUGCAAAGACGCUGCAGCACUUCAGGGCGGUUUCUCUGUUCAUAUCAGAUUCUGGUGCUUAGGAACAGGGACCCAUGCUGAUGCCCAAGGGCAAAGAGGGCUACCUCUUUUAAGGAAGGGGGCAGGCCCAUCCCUGAUGCCCAGUGAAGGGCAACCCUAGGCUUUUUGUUUUUCUUGCUUUUAUUCCUUUUUGUCAUUGGCCUUGUGCUGGGUUUGUUUACAAAAGAUGUAUUUUGUUUAACCAAACAUUAAAAUUGGAAAACUCCAUACAUAAUUCUC